AUGGACACUACACUCUCCGCCGAGCUUUCCGCCUUCCGAGACUUCUGCACACGUGAGGGACACGCCAUAGUGACGAGUAUCGCUAGCGCAAACAUGCAUUCUUGGGACGCCCAGCAACACGACCAGAUUGAAGACUUUGCUAGACAAGUCUUCCAGGGCGCCAUGGAGCAGGUUUUCCUGCGAUGGCAGAGCAGACGUUCUGCCUCCAGCGAACCGACUGUCAUCAAUCAGCCCAUACUUCCUCCGACCCCACCUUCUACAUUUACCCAAGACAUGAACGAUAUGGGCAUUAACGACACUUUUACGAUGACUGACGACGAAUCUCUAUUACCGGUUCAACAAUAUGCCGAUCUGGACAUCGCAUGGUCAAACAGCCAAGUCCAACAGACUACAGCAGCUCAGCAGCAAUGGAUGUAUUUUGGAGACACGAUCUCAAUGGACCAGGAGCAACAAUAUUGGAACGAUCAUAGAGUUUUGGAUGGGAUGGGUGGAUGGUCUGGUUAA
Molecule: messenger RNA, 504 nt
Organism: Aureobasidium namibiae CBS 147.97
Lineage: Eukaryota; Fungi; Ascomycota; Dothideomycetes; Dothideales; Saccotheciaceae
Exons: 1
Coding region: 1-504 (167 amino acids)
Source: RefSeq, a predicted model, not a curated record